UUUUUUUUUGUGGUGUUGCAUUGUUUCUUUCUUUUUUUAUUAUUUGAACCCCACUUGGCAGGAGCUGAUUGUGCCCAAAAUUGUUUUAAUGUUUGGGAUUCAGGAAAAUAUACCAAGAGGUGGGACCACCAUGAAAGAAGAACCGCUGGGAGGUGGGAUGAAUCCAGUCCGGUCAUGGAUGCAUACUGCAGGGGUAGUGGAUUCUAAUACAGCCGCCCAAAGUGGUGUGGGUCUGGCUCGGGCGCACUUCGAGAAGCAGCCGCCCUCCAACCUGAGGAAAUCCAAUUUUUUCCACUUCGUCCUCGCUCUCUAUGACAGGCAGGGCCAGCCGGUGGAGAUUGAGAGGACGGCAUUCGUGGACUUUGUGGAGAAGGACAAAGAACCAAAUAGCGAAAAAACUAAUAAUGGGAUUCACUACAAACUGCAAUUAUUAUACAGUAAUGGAGUCAGAACAGAACAAGACCUUUAUGUGCGGCUAAUAGACUCUAUGACCAAACAGGCAAUUAUCUACGAGGGUCAAGACAAGAACCCGGAGAUGUGCAGAGUGCUGCUCACACACGAGAUCAUGUGCAGUCGAUGCUGUGACAAAAAAAGUUGUGGUAACAGAAACGAAACCCCAUCAGACCCAGUUAUCAUCGACAGAUUCUUCCUAAAGUUUUUUCUCAAGUGUAAUCAGAACUGCCUGAAGAAUGCAGGGAACCCAAGAGAUAUGCGAAGAUUCCAGGUUGUUGUAUCAACAACAGUCAAUGUGGACGGCCACGUGUUGGCUGUCUCAGACAACAUGUUUGUACACAACAAUUCCAAACAUGGAAGGCGGGCACGCCGCCUUGACCCCUCAGAAGGUACGGCUCCAUCUUAUCUGGAAAAUGUAGCUACACCAUGCAUUAAAGCGAUCAGCCCCAGCGAAGGUUGGACCACAGGAGGAGCCACGGUCAUCAUUAUUGGAGAUAACUUCUUUGAUGGGUUACAAGUGGUAUUUGGAACCAUGUUGGUGUGGAGUGAGCUGAUAACACCACACGCCAUCAGAGUUCAAACCCCACCAAGACACAUUCCUGGAGUUGUUGAAGUCACACUUUCCUACAAAUCAAAGCAGUUCUGUAAAGGAGCUCCUGGACGAUUUGUUUACACCGCCCUGAAUGAACCAACCAUAGACUACGGAUUUCAGAGAUUACAAAAAGUUAUUCCAAGGCAUCCGGGAGAUCCUGAAAGGUUACCAAAGGAAGUAUUACUGAAGAGAGCAGCAGACCUUGUUGAAGCCUUAUAUGGAAUGCCGCACAACAACCAGGAGAUAAUCCUGAAGCGAGCAGCUGACAUUGCUGAAGCAUUAUACAGUGUGCCACGUAAUCACAACCAGAUCCCCUCUCUUGCCAACACACCAUCUCACAGCGGAAUGAUGGGAGUAAAUUCUUUCAGCAGCCAGCUAGCAGUUAAUGUUUCAGAGGCAUCUCAAGCUAAUGACCAAGUAGGCUACAGCCGUAACACGAGCAGUGUAUCGCCACGAGGAUAUGUUCCCAGUAGCACCCCCCAGCAGUCCAACUACAACACAGUCAGCAAUAGCAUGAACGGGUACGGGAAUGCUGGAAUGCCCAACUUAGGAGUUCCUGGGUCACCUGGCUUCCUCAAUGGUUCAUCAGCCAACUCCCCCUACGGCAUAGUACCGUCAAGUCCUACAAUGGCAGCCUCUUCGGUCACCCUCCCUUCAAACUGUAGCAGUACACACGGCAUUUUCUCAUUCUCACCUGCAAAUGUCAUCUCCGCAGUGAAACAAAAGAGCGCAUUUGCCCCAGUCGUCAGGCCCCAAGCUUCCCCUCCACCAUCCUGCACCAGUGCAAAUGGCAAUGGACUUCAAGAAUCUGGAGAGGAAGAUGGUUUGGGAGGGUAUACUGCAUGUGUGGGAGGUGGCAUCUCUAUCGUUUUUCCAUUUGGCGUUUGCUUUGAGAAUGGCACAAAACACCAGAGACUUCAUGAUUCAAAAUUUAUGUCCGGUCUUGUAGUUCCACCAAUGUAAAAAGUCACUUUUGUCUACUUGCUUGUAGCAUCAAGCUUCAGAAGAAAGCUUCAGGGGACACAUUUAGUGUAUUAAGGAGUACUGACGGAAAACCAGUCUCUUCAGAACAAAACCACCAAGAAGCAAAAUGCUACAAACUCUUUCUUUUCAAAGAUUUUAUUUGGACUAGUAGAAUUCGACAUGCAAAUGAGCGACUUCUCCAUGAACGAUUCCAUUUUGUCGACCUGAACUUUUUCUCAUAUUUUUCACGUUUCUCACUCCUGAAGAAGAUGGGGAAAAUCGACGCCUAUUUUGUACAAAGUUUCUGAUUACGUCUUGGCUAUGUCUAGUACUUGCUAUGUGUUGGGACAAAGCGUUGUGGAUGCACCGUUCUGAUUUAUCAUGAAACACUGAUGAAAAAUGCCUCAGAACAUUUUUCCUUACUCAUUACUAGACUCACAAUGGUUGUGUAUCUCUAUAAUGUGAAAUAUUUUUUUGUGGUGAAAAAGGGGGCCAAGGAGGUUUGAGCCAUCAAACUGGAAA
This is a messenger RNA of Nanorana parkeri, 2530 nucleotides long. RefSeq names its product early B-cell factor 3 (gene EBF3). The transcript has 17 exons. Gene Ontology annotation, biological process: regulation of transcription by RNA polymerase II. The coding region runs from base 89 to 2008 and encodes 639 amino acids. NCBI's taxonomy places the organism in Eukaryota, Metazoa, Chordata, Amphibia, Anura, Dicroglossidae. Gene Ontology annotation, molecular function: DNA-binding transcription factor activity, RNA polymerase II-specific; RNA polymerase II cis-regulatory region sequence-specific DNA binding. The record is from RefSeq and is a predicted model, not a curated record.